This is a messenger RNA of Clunio marinus, 1038 nucleotides long. Lineage: Eukaryota; Metazoa; Arthropoda; Insecta; Diptera; Chironomidae. The record is from the annotation of a GenBank genome assembly.
AUGUUAAAGGAUUUAAUGAAUCAAGAUCAACAAUCACCCGAAAAAUGUUCUGGCUGUGGCACGACGAUACGAGAUCGUUACUAUUUAUUAACUGGUGAUCAAGCAUUUCACAUCAGCUGUUUAAGAUGCUGUCGAUGUUCGCAGAAUUUAGACACUGAACUAAGUUGCUAUUCACGAGAUGGCUUGAUUUACUGCAAAGAAGACUACUAUAGAAUAUUCUCCAUUCGUCGAUGUGCAAGAUGUGGAGCUGGAAUAGGAUCGUCUGAUCUUGUGAUGAGAGCACGCGAUCUUAUUUUUCAUGUCAACUGCUUUUCAUGUGCGCUUUGUGGUUUACCUCUGUCAGCUGGUGAUACUGCAGGGAUAAGAGGUGGACGAGUGUUCUGUUGUGAACAUUAUGAAACCGAACUUCAAUUAGAAACAUCUAACAUUCCUUUACAACAAAUACCUUAUUACCCUCCGACAACAACCCAACAAAAAGGUCGUCCAAGAAAAAGAAAAACCGCCCUUCAAACCGACGAAACUGUUAUAACAAAUUCUGAUGGGAAUCCUGAACAUCAUUUGAGUCAGGACGGUGCACUUCGUCUUGAAUUGAUGAAUGCUUCGGAGUUGAAUCCAAAUAGCAUGGAAAUGUCGUCGUAUGACGGAAGUCAAUCACCUCGAUCGAGCGGUGCUAUGACACCAAACAGUCGAAAUAAAAGAAUGAGAACAUCGUUUAAACAUCACCAAUUGAGAACGAUGAAAUCUUAUUUUGCCAUAAAUCAAAAUCCCGAUGCAAAAGACCUCAAACAACUUGCACAAAAAACUGGACUUUCUAAAAGAGUUCUGCAGGUCUGGUUUCAAAAUGCUCGUGCAAAAUGGCGACGUAACGUCAUGCGCCAAGACGGCGGAAUCCAAAAUCCUAAUUGCCCACCAAAUAUUACCUCUUACACUUCUACCGAAAUCCACACACCAAACAGCAGUGAAUCUGAUGCAAUGACUCCUUCACAUUCACACGCUCUCGAAGAGAUGCACAACAUGAGUUGCAUGGAACUUUAUUAA